Messenger RNA from Elephantulus edwardii (Cape elephant shrew), 3954 nucleotides. It is a transcript of the gene ZMYM6, whose product is annotated as zinc finger, MYM-type 6. The transcript has 15 exons. The record is from RefSeq and is a predicted model, not a curated record. Lineage: Eukaryota; Metazoa; Chordata; Mammalia; Macroscelidea; Macroscelididae. Gene Ontology annotation, molecular function: zinc ion binding. The coding region runs from base 1 to 3954 and encodes 1317 amino acids.
AUGAAGGAACCAUUUGAUGGUGAAAGUGACAAAGCAGUGGCACCACAACAGGAACUUCUGGACAAAAUUAAAGAAGAACCUGACAAUGCUCAAGAAUAUGAGUGUUCCCAACUGCCAAAAACUCAAGAAAGCGAAUUGAAAAUUAGUGCAGUGUUUUCAGGCAAUGACAGUCAUCUUGCUCAACAGCUGACUCCAAGCUUUCAGCACUCUCUUCCAUCAUCUGGUCAAAAUACAUUGCAUUCCUCAGUUCAGGUUUUUUGUUCUGGUUGUAAAAAAAUUCUUUAUAAGGGGCAAACGGCGUAUCACAAGACAGGAUCCAAGCAGCUCUUUUGCUCUACACGGUGCAUCACUGGAUAUUCUUCACCUGUCUGCCUACCAUCUCCUCCUAAGAAAACCUGCACAAACUGUUUGAAAUGUAUUUGCAGUCCAAAGGAUGUGAUCACAACCCGAUCUGAAAACUCUUCUCUUAGCAAAGAUUUUUGCAGCCAGUCAUGCCUAUCUUCUUAUGAACUAAAGAAAAAGCCUGUUGUUACCAUCUACACCAGUAACAUUUCAGCUAAAUGCAGUAUGUGUCAGAAGAAUGCUGAUAUUCGAUUUGAAGUUAAAUAUCAAAAUGUGGUACAUAGGCUUUGUAGUGAUGCCUGUUUUUCAAAAUUUCACUGUACCAACGACCUCACCAUGAACUGUUGUGAGAACUGUGGGAGCUAUUGCUACAGUAGCUCUGGACUUUGCCGGUCUCAGAAAGUUUUUAGUUCAACAAGAGUUAGAGCAUACAAGCAGAAUUCAGCCCAGACUCUUCCAUAUGCCUUGGGGAAAUCAUUGAGACCCUCAGCUGAAAUGAUAGAGACUACAAAUGACUCAGGAAAAACAGAGCUUUUCUGUUCUAUUAAUUGCUUAUCUUCUUACAGAGUUAAGACCAUUAUUGCUUCAGGGGUCCGGGUUGCAUGUCAUAGUUGUAACACUUCAGCAAUCCCUCUGUAUCACCUAGCCAUGUCAAAUGGAACUAUAUACAGCUUCUGCAGCUCUGGUUGUGUUGUAGCUUUCCAGAAUGUAUUUAACAAACCAAAAGGCACAAACUCUUCAUCAGUGCUCCCUUCUCAGGGCCAAGGGGUUGUAAGCCCCCCAGCCAAGUCAGCAGUGUCAGCAGGAGGAGGUAACGCCAUCCACAGCUCGGUCAGUGGCUCUGCUGCAGCUAGUCUCCAGCCUCCUGGUGAUCAGUCCCAGCAAGUUGCUUUACCUCGGACAGUUUCUAUGCUCAAGUGUCAGCACUGUAACCAUCAGUUUGCCAUAAAACCAGAACUUCUUUUCUACAAGGGCAGAAUGUUUAUUUUUUGUGGCAAGACUUGUUCUGAUGAAUAUAAAAAGAAAAAUAAAGUUGUGGCAAUGUGUGACUACUGUAAACUUCAGAAAAUUGUAAAGGAUACUGUGCGAUUCUCAGGCGUUGACAAGCCAUUUUGUAGUGAAGUUUGCAAAUCCCUUUCUGCACGUGAUUUUGGAGAACGAUGGAGAAACUACUGUAAUAUAUGCAGUUACUGUUCACAGACAUCCCCUCAUUUGGUAGAAAAUCGAUUGGAGGGCAAGUUAGAAAAGUUUUGCUGUGAAGAUUGCAUGUCAAAAUUUACAGUUCUGUUUUAUCAGAUGGCAAAGUGUGAUGGCUGUAAACGACAGGGUAAGCUAAGUGAGUCCAUAAAGUGGCGAGGCACCAUCAAAUAUUUUUGUAACCUGGAAUGUGUCAUUGAGUUUUGUCAUCAGCAAAGUACAAGUGAACUUCUUUUACAGAAUAAAGUAAAUAUGUCUAAGGCACAAACUGCAUUGACGGAGCCCCUUUCUUCAAGGAUGAAUUCAACACCAGUUAUAACCAAUGUCAUGUCACUGGCAAAAUUAUCUAUUGCCCAACCUGCAGGGAUCACUAACAGUAUUUUAAAAGGUACAGUUACUAAAGAGGCAACAAAGACCAUCAUUGAAGAUAGAAUUACACAGACAGAUGCCAUGAAACUCCUGUCUUCUCAAUCUUCCCAACCUUCCAGGCUCUUAAAGAACAAAGGAAUAUUGUGUAAGCCUGUCACACAGACCAAGGCCACUUCUUGCAAACCACAUAUGCAACAUAAGGAAUGCCAGACAGGUUUACCUGUGCCUAUUGAGAAAAAUGAUGCAGAACUUGAUUCUCCACCUGCAAAGAAAAAGAGAAUAGGCUUUUUCCAGACUUACGAUGCAGAAUAUUUAAAAGUUGGCUUUAUCAUCAGCCCAGGGUCAAAAGAAAAUUCACCAAGGCCACAGGGUGUCAUUUGUGGGGAAAUUUUAUCCAGUGAACACAUGAAGCCAGCAAAUCUCUCUCAUCAUUUAAAGAUAAAACAUUCCGAAUUAGAAAACAAACCAGUGGAUUUUUUUGAACAAAAAUCUCUUGAAAUGGAAUGUCAAAACAGUUGCUUAAAAAAAUGUCUACUAGUUGAAAAGUCACUUGUGAAAGCAUCUUAUUUAAUUGCUUUCCAAAUUGCUACCAGCAAGAAGCCAUUUUCCACUGCUGAAGAAUUAAUUAAACCCUACUUGGUGGAAAUGUGUUCAGAAGUUUUGGGUUCAAGUGCUGGAGACAAAAUGAAAACCAUCCCACUUUCUGAUAAUACGAUUGGACACAGGAUUGAAGAGCUGGCUGCAGAUGUGGAAGAUCAGCUGGUUCAGAAAGUCAGAGAGUCAAAGUGGUUUGCCCUGCAGAUAGAUGAGAUAUCAGAAAUUUCAACUAUCACCCUUCUUUUGUGUUAUAUUCGUUUCAUUGAUUAUGAUUGUCAUGAUAUAAAAGAAGAAUUACUGUGUUGCAUUGAAAUGCCUUCUCAAGUAACUGGUUUUGAAAUAUUUGAACUAAUAAAUAAAUACAUUGAUAGUAAAUCACUGAAUUGGAAACACUGUGUUGGUCUCUGUACAGAUGGGGCUGCAAGCAUGACUGGCAGGUGUUCUGGUUUAAGGGCAAAAAUUCAAGAAGUUGCUAUGAAUACAGUGGCAUUUACACGUUGUUUUAUUCACCGUGAACAUAUAGCAGCAGAAAAGUUGUCUCCAUACCUACAUGAAAUUCUUUUGCAGUCAGCGCAAAUUGUAAGUUUUAUCAAGACCAAUGCAUUAAAUUCACGUUUGUUAACAAUUUUGUGUGAAGAGAUGGGGUGUGAUCAUGUGAACCUACCACUUCAUGCUGAAGUACGAUGGAUAUCAAGAGGGAGAACUUUAAGAAGAUUAUUUGAAUUACGGUAUGAAAUUGGAAUGUUUUUAAGUCAAAAACACUCGGAUUUGGCAAAGUGUUUCCAUGAUGAGGAGUGGGUUGCAAAGCUGGCCUAUUUAUCUGAUAUAUUUUCACUUAUAAAUGAGUUAAAUUCAAGUCUCCAAGGCACUAUGACUACACUCUUCAGUUUGUAUUAUAAAAUGGAUUUAUUUAAGAAAAAGUUGAAAAUGUGGUUGAGGCGCACACAGGAGAACGAUUAUGAUAUGUUCCCUUCUUUUUCUGAAUUCUCAAUAUCAUCAGAUUUAAAUACGAGAAAUAUCACAAGCAUUAUUUUUCAACACUUGGAAGGACUUUCUCAAAUGUUCGAUGACUGUUACUUACCAGAAGGCAACUUGUGUUCAGGAAACUUAUGGAUAACCAACCCCUUUAUGAAUCACCAAAGUAGUAAUCUCACUGACUUUGAAGAAGAAAAGUUAACACAAUUAUCUUCAGAUUUAGAAUUAAAAUCAGUAUUUAAAUCAAUGCCUGUAACUCAGUUUUGGAUAAAUGCUAAGACAAGUUAUCCAGAACUCCAUGAAAAGGCAAUGAAGUUUUUAUUACCUUUCUCAACUAUUUAUCUAUGUGAUGCUACAUUUUCAGCUUUGACUGAGUUAAAACAAAGAGAUUUGCUGGUUUCUGGUCCAGCCCUAAGACUUGCAGUCACAUCUUUAAUACCAAGGAUAGAAAAGUUAAUGAAGGAAAAAGAAUAG